AGAAAUGUAUCUUUAGUAAAUUUUGAAUAGCAGAUUAUAAAUAGGACGUUUAAACAGGUAUUGUUAUUUUCCUCGUAAAAGUUAAGUAUAGACUGUUAAAAUGUCAGGUACGUUAGUCUAUGUCACAUUUCUAGUGUUAGCCUUACUGCAGGGGAACGCCCAGGCCCGUGAAGUUUGUGCCACUGACCCAGAUCACGCAUUAAUUUGCCCAGAUUACUAUUCUUCCAUCGGUUUUUGCUGCAACUAUCAGAACGGGUAUUACCAAAAUUGUUGCACCUAUACUGCGGUGUGGGGUCUGUGGUACUUUUGGUUUUGCCUUGUUUCGUUUUUCUUCAUCGUUGGAGGAGUAGUAGCUCUUUGCAAAUAUUGUGCUACCAAAAACAACAGCUCAAGAAAUUCCUCGAUUGCAGACACAGAAACCGCUGCCGUGCCUGUUGUAUUUUCCGCUCAACAGGCUCCACCAGUACAAGCAAAAGUAUCUGACUUCCCACCAAGCUAUGACCAACUGCAGCACCAAGGGUUAGACGCUCAAACACAGCAGUUUAACUCUUACGGGUCAAGCCAGCCACCAUACCCGCCCGCAGAGACCAUCAACCCAGAAAAAUAAAAGCCACAACAACGCCUAUAUAGACACUGUAAAAUGUAACCACCAACUUUUCCCUAGAUAACUAACACGUUGUAUAAUUGUUAAACGUAUAUGUACCAUGUAAGCGAUUUUUUUCUAUGUUUAUUAUAUAUAGUAGGGUGGGGUAAGAUGGAUCACCGUUAGCACCUAAAACUCAAUUUUUCUGAUUGUGUUUUGAGCAAUUAACAACGCUGUUUUAGAGUUAUUUCUACAAUGAUAAUAGAGCCAUGUUUCCAAAUCGUGCUUUAACAGUUAAUAAUUCUCUUUUUAAGUCGUGGGGGUACGGUUAUAUAUUAUACUUUGUUUUUACUUUAUACACCUCUCAUCUUACCCCACCAUAAUAUUAUAUUAAUCUUCCGUUAUCAUUUGACAAUAUUUCUGUUUUUAGAAAUGGCUACCGAAAUUAUGGUAAAUAAAUUCUGUAAUAACGAAUGAAUAAAUGAAACUUACUAUUUAA
Messenger RNA from Ciona intestinalis (vase tunicate), 1082 nucleotides. NCBI's taxonomy places the organism in Eukaryota, Metazoa, Chordata, Ascidiacea, Phlebobranchia, Cionidae. The record is from RefSeq and is a predicted model, not a curated record.